Molecule: messenger RNA, 331 nt
Organism: Staurois parvus
Lineage: Eukaryota; Metazoa; Chordata; Amphibia; Anura; Ranidae
Source: the annotation of a GenBank genome assembly
GUCAUGUGAUCAGCUGUGUCCACUCACAGCUGAUCACAUGGGACAUGUACACUGAUGAUCAGGGCACUGAUGAUCAGUGUGCCCUGAUAAUCAGUGUAGCCCCAGCAGUGUCACCUGUCAGUGUCCAUCAGUGCCUUGUGUCAGUGCUCAUCAGUGCCUCAUGCCAGUGCCCAUCAGUGCCACAUCAAUGCCAAAUAUCAGUGCCUACCAGUGCACAUCAAUGCCACAUAUCAGUGCCCAUCUGAGCUGCCUUUCAGUGUCACCCAUCAGUGCUAGUCAGUGCCACCUAUCAAUGCCAAUCAGUGCCACCUAUCAGUGCUGACAGUCAGUG